Messenger RNA from Vitrella brassicaformis, 2338 nucleotides. NCBI's taxonomy places the organism in Eukaryota, Vitrellaceae. The record is from the annotation of a GenBank genome assembly.
CCGGAGGCUGGCGGCCUCUAAACAGAACAGCCGGACCUGUAGUCGGCCAUCUCGCCUGAGUCGCUGUCACUGUCCCUGUCCCUGUCAUCCUCUCUCUGCUCGGUGCCCUGACACACCUACACACAUACAAUCAAUCAAGGUAGGUGUGCCAGCCUCUCCAUCAAUCGCUGUGCUCGUUGCUUACCUUGUGUGCGACAUCCUCCGGCGCAGCAACACCCACAAGGCUGUUGGUGUGACAGUCGUCGUCCAGGUCGUCAGGGAUGGCCUUGGAUGUCAUGCGUGUCUUGUCAAGGUACAGGUGCGCCUUGCUGUCGAUCUCAUCGAAGUAGCUAAAGCGGCACAGCACAGGGAAGCCGACACUCCAUGAGACCUGAGUCCAUGAGACCUGAGUGUCGUUUGUGCGUGGCUCACCAGGACUUGUGGAACUGUUGGGUCACCAACCUGCACACACACACACACACAGACGCAACCACAUGCACCACACGGCCGUCGUGUGCGUUGAUUGGUGUCUUCAAGUUGCGUACUCGUUGACGCGCCCCUGGAUGGAGCGGAACCCCUCGUCGGCCACAUAGUCGAGACGGGCAAGGUCGAUCUGACAAUCAUGAGCCACAUCAAGACGCAGGCAAUCAUGAGUGGCCCAUCCGUCCGGCUUACGACGUCGGCACGUGUCUUCUUGGGCAUGUUGGCAUUGAUGUUGCCCUUGCUGGCGAGGCGAGCCAGCUCAUCCUCGAUGAAGUUGUCGCACAGCACGUCAGACUCCUGCACGCACACACGCACACACACACACACACACACUUUUGCCCCCUCAAGCAUAUACGACGGCCUGGGUACCUUCAUGAUGACAGGGUCAUUCUUGUUGGUGGAAUCGGCGAAUGGGAAGAAGGGCACCACAGAGUUUGCCCCGGCAUUGAGACGACCUGCAGCAAUCGCCGAGCAAUGGGACACGGAUGUCCCAUACUCCCUUCUGCGUGGCCCACACUUUUCCUCACCACUGAACGGAGUACUGAACCUCUCGGAAAUGCGCCUGCGUGUCUCUCGUCGCGUCGCGUGCAGCACCUGAUCCAGCGUCUGAGACACACAACCAACAGUCGGCACAGCACACACCGCCAGCUAAGGAGACGGCCCCGCUCACCUCCUUGUCGGCUCGUGCAAUGGUGGGAUUGUCGUUGCCGAUUUUCAUGACGAUGUCGUCGAGCAUGUUAGUCGUGAGGAUGAAGACCAGCUUCGAACAGUCGACGGCCUCCGUCUAAACACAAGCGCAGAGGGACACUUAGAGAGUCUAAGCCAUUGAUCGGUACUCAUGACCUGGCUUCGUCCGCUCUUAAGUUGCUUGUCGUGCCAUUCGCCGCGAUCGAACACUGAAUGAGCACACAAACAGGGUCACCAAGCUGAGAGCGAAUCAGGUGGAUGGAUGGAUGGAUGGAUGGGUGUGAGCACGGACCGUUCAGUAGAGCCUCGUGGGCAGAUCGCUCGCCGAUCUUCUCGAACUCGUCUAGCAGCACCACACCAAACUGAUAAAUAAGAGAGAAAGACAAACAUACAUACACCCAAGUGGCCCCCCUCUGUUGUAGCCCAGGCCUCCCUGUGUGUACCUUCUUGUGAUGCUGUGCGAUGAAGUUGUUGAGCUUCGAUCCCUCCUUGGCGCCCUGGUAGGCACCCGCCGCGCCAAACAGCUCCGUCUUGGUCGAGAACUGCUCGCAGGAGACCUUGAGCAGGUCACUUCCCUCACCGAACACGGCAGCCAACCGCUGACCCAUCUACCAAACAAACAGCACACACACACACCAGACACACCCGCCUCGCACAAAUGACGUUGACGGCACCUCAUGUGUGGUGUGCUCACCUCGGUCUUGCCAUGUCCGCUCGGCCCGCACAACAUCAGCACCAGGGGCCGCUUGGCGCCUCCCUCAGACUGGUCCUUGGCCCAGCAGGCCAUCGCCAGGUGGACGGCGUAGGUGGCAGGCCGCUGCCCGACCAGCCAGUACUCGAUUGAGGGCAGGUAGUGGAGCCGAGGGAAGGGCAUCUUGUCGCCGAUUUCCUUGAGGCGGUCCUUCUUCAUGCGCUUGUGGAUUCGAGCGCGUUCCAGCCAGUACGUGACACCGAUCGUGGCGUUGGGGGAGUCGUCGAGCUUGCGACCAUCUGCACACACGCAGACACAAUUGGAUCAAGAGCCCAAUUGCAAGAGCGUCCUUGACUGACCUUGGUUCUCUUGGUCUGGGUCAGCUCCGAGGCCCAGCAGGAAGGCGACGGCCUGACGACGGCGGCUGUUGUCGAUGUCGGCAUCCCAGAUGGUCCACUUCAGCGUGUCGUCCGCGUCAAACAGAAACGUCUCAACCAU